AUGGCGGAUGGCAAUUUGGGGUAUGCAUAUGUCAACGGAUCAACCCUCUACCUGUGGUCAAGACUGAUCGAUUCCAACGGAGUCGCCUCAUGGAGUCAACGUACAAUUAUCAAUCUCAUGAACCUUCUCCCCAUCCAAAAUCAUGUGGAAACAAUUAGAGUAGUUGGAACCGUGGAGGGCGGUGAUGUCGUUUUCGUCACCAUGGUGCUGGGCAUCUAUGAGAUUAAUGUCGAUUCGCAGCGAUGGAAAGUGCUAGGGAAGAGAGAAGAUUUAGAUGUUGUGAUUCCAUACAUGAGAUUCUACAAUCGGUAA
Messenger RNA from Triticum turgidum subsp. durum (durum wheat), 312 nucleotides. The record is from the annotation of a GenBank genome assembly. Lineage: Eukaryota; Viridiplantae; Streptophyta; Magnoliopsida; Poales; Poaceae.